Messenger RNA from Asterias rubens (European starfish), 6590 nucleotides. Its product is annotated as kinesin-like protein KIF3A. The record is from RefSeq and is a predicted model, not a curated record. The coding region runs from base 907 to 3978 and encodes 1023 amino acids. Lineage: Eukaryota; Metazoa; Echinodermata; Asteroidea; Forcipulatida; Asteriidae. Gene Ontology annotation, biological process: microtubule-based movement. Gene Ontology annotation, molecular function: microtubule motor activity; ATP binding; microtubule binding. The transcript has 18 exons.
AGGUGGUAUAAACUUUUUUUAUUCAGGUUUUUCACGUGACGUCAGUGCAAAACCUAAUUAGGAGGACAUCUUUCAGGACUUUAUCCGCUUUGAUUUUUUUGUUUAAAGAUGUCUUCUGAAUUCAUAUCGGGUUGUGAGUCACGUUUUGGCAAGAGGUAGGCCUAUGAUGUUCUCAUGUCAUAUUCCUGGUCUGGCCCUACGACUUUGUGGAAACUAUGGUUUUCUGCUUGCAAAAAGGAGGAUCAAGCGAGUGCCGCCGAAAACUUCGUGUUGUGUGUAAGUCAGUCCAGUCUGGUGACAUGAUAGCUACAUUUGGAAACCUCAUAGACCCGAACGUCCGAAAAAUCCCAUUGUCGUCACGGCACUAAACUAAAACACACGUCUUUGUUUUUGUCUAAUCUCAACCCAAGUCGUCAUCAAGCAAACAAACUUCAGACACCCAGAAGACGGGCCUACUUCAAGUGUUCCUUGCCCUAUGCUUCAAGUUGUAUCAAAGAAGCCUAAAUCAAUAAUCAUUGAACAGAUGAACGCAUUAACUGUUGUUGCAGAUGUACAAGUAUUGACCCAGUUCCAUGAAUCCUGUGGAGCUGAACCGACCACCACCACUGCUCAAUACGGCUGCUUUUUGUGUGUUGUUCGCGCCGCCGUCAUCCACGCGACUAGCCUUUUGGAAGUGCACGGCAGGGCGUUAGCAACGGUUGGUCCGUGGAUGGAAGGCAUUGAGUUGGUGCUACACCGGCCAUUUUGAUGGUACAUUGACAACCAAGGCGUGCAAAAAGAAGUUGUUGUUUACAUAGCUGAACUUCAUAUUUUCAGACGUGUGGUAACAUGCUACUGAAGGAAAUCCAUCUGAAGCACCCUUGAGGACGUGUAGAAAGGGUAGUUUUGCGGUAAUUUUACUCGUGAAUGAUGAACAAUAACGACGAUUCGGACUACACGAACUCGCCGUCGUCUAUAAAGGAUGGGACGGGGUAUUUUGCUGACACUCCGGGGGGCUCAAAUUCAUCGACGUCGGUGACCACCGCUCGCGAUGCGUACGCAAAGAAGAGGUUUUUCUCCGGACUUUCUUACGACUCGAGUCGGAGUAACCUCAACUCAGCUCCAGAUUCCUUGGCGGAUGACUGGGACUUGGAGGAUGGUAACCUGGAACAAGUUAAUGUUGUCGUAAGGGUUCGACCGGUGAGUGAUGCAGAGAAGAAAAGGACGGAUAAAGAUUGCGUCAAAAUCCAGCACAAUUCAUCCUCAAUAACGUUGGAGACUCCGGAGAAGUCCAAAACUUUUACAUUCAGCGCAGUCUUCGACCAGGACACGACGCAGGGAGAGGUACUGGAGAAAUGCGGUAUUAAGCAGAUGAUUGAGAUGGCGGUAGACGGGUACGCAUGUACAACAUUUGCGUACGGGCAGACCGGAUCCGGGAAAACGUACACAAUCACGGGACCCAUCAACCAGGAUGCUUUAAGGCAGACAGAGUAUACCUAUGGACUUAUACAGCGUUCCUUCGUUCAUCUCUUCGACGUCCUAGGUCAGAGGUCAGGAUCUAAUGUUAACUACACUCUCAGUGCUUCCUAUUUGGAGAUAUACAAUGAACAGGUAAAAGAUUUACUGAACCCAUCCGGACGAGACUCACUGCCGGUCCGAUGGUCCAAAGAUAAGGGAUUCUAUGUUGAGAAUCUAUUCAUUGUAGACUGCGAGACAUUGGACGAUCUAUUAGCCAUCUUAGAAGAAGGUAUGGGCCAGAGACAGAUAGCAACAAAUAACAUCAAUGAAUACUCUAGCAGAAGUCACACAAUUGUGUCAUUACAGAUUGACUGCGAAAUGCCCGAUCCAGAAGAAGAGAGCCUAUACAUCACCAAGCAUGGUCGUCUCAGCUUUGUCGAUCUCGCCGGCAGUGAGAAGGUGAAAGAGUUGGGUAACUCAUCGGGAGAGUUACUCACCGAGACAACCAAUAUCAACAAGAGUUUGUUGACCCUCGGGAAUUGUAUAUCAGCAUUGAGCGAUAACCGGAAGCGUUCAGGUCAUAUACCAUACAGGGACAGUAAACUGACUAAGCUUCUAGCAGAUAGUCUGGGUGGCAAUGGCAUCACACUAAUGAUUGCGUGUAUCACCCCUUCCUCAUACUGUAUAUCUGAAUCGUUGAGCACGUUACGCUACGCCAACCGUGCCAAGAGAAUAAAGAACAAACCAGUCAUCAGAAUGGAUCCCAGGGAGAAACUUAUCCUCAGCCUCAAGAGAGAAGUCAAACUUCUACGCAACGAAAACAGCUACCUCAAAAAUCGUCUAGAAUUCCCAAGCCCCAUCAAGCCGUCCCCAAUGAGGAGGAACGACACAGAGGACAGCCUCUCCAUUCAUACCUUCUCGGAAGACGAUCUGUCGGGGAAUCGGACUCCGAUUCCUGGAGAUUUCGAUCGCUCUAAGGGAGAGUCCAAGACGCCGUUGCAAAAAGACAACAGGAAGGAGCGAGAGUUAAAGAGGAGAGAAACCGACAGCAGCAUUAUGUCAUCCUUCACACCCAAGUCAGCGGCGGACAGCAGCCUCUAUGAGAUGCUACAGGAGUACAUGGUGGAGAAUGAAACCCUAAGAUCUGAGAACUCAGACCUUCACAACGGCAGAGAGAGAGCAAUGUCUGAACAUCACUACCUAUCCAAAGAAAACGAUAAACUCCUCACCAAGCUGGACCAGUUGGAAAGAGUCUUUGCAGCGUCCCCACUCUCAAUGAACCGCACAAUGUCAGGGAAGUCUGUGGCGACACCAGCGGCAGCCCAAGGUAGAUCUCAGAACUCCAAUGCCUCACCAUCCUCACAGCAAGACCAGCAACGGAAUAGUUCACAAAGUAGUUCAUUACUUCAGUCACCAGAUUGGCAGCAGGGUACCAAGGGUACAAAGCCCUCAGUCGGUGGCAGCGGUGGGACGGACCGACACUCCUCUGGUAGUCAGGAACAGACUGGACAGCUUCCUCCAGUUGACAACAAAAGAGGUGUCCCCAAUGGUUACCGCGGCCCCAAACCACACCACUACACCCCUCCUCAACCAUCAUAUCGACCCUCCUCCCCGCCUCUUCAAUACCACUCCCAACCAGUCAAUCAGCAUCACUCAUCACAGCAGCCACUGCCACAGACGCACCAGAGUUUUCCUGGUAAUUUUAAAGUGGGUGAGAACCAGGGAUAUAGCGGAGGUCCGGGUGGAUCACGACCCGGCAAGCCCCAGCAUAGUCACCCACCCACGCAGAGUGGGUAUAAAAACCAAAAUGACUACGGAAAUGUUCCAGAUACCAGUCUGAGUUUCCCUCCCGCUAACAGCCACCAUAGUCAACCUUCAGUCAACUCUGCACACUCCUUGCCGGGCGAGCCCUCCCCAAGGGGCGUGGCUAACCCAAGGGGUAGAGAGGGGCCCCCAUUAGGAGAGACGACAACUCGGGGUAGAGCCCAUCAUACAGCUGAUAUAUAUAUUCCGUCCUUACCGACUACUUCCAAAGAAAAUCAUAGAGAUCCAGUAGGAAUGAAGAUUGAGCAGGCCAGCCCACAACGAGACGGCACCCAGCAGAAUAACAAACUAAAGAACUCACCCGCAAAAAGGGUCGCCAAACCAGCAGCGGGUACGACUGCACCCUCUCAGGGUGUGACUGGGUACAGUAAUAGGAAUAAGAAGAAUGCCUGGGGACAGGGCGGCAAGAGUGGCGGGAAACCAGCUACUAAGACGCAACAAGGCGGUGAGGCCCCGACCAAUGAGCAACGUUUGAACUCAAUUCCUCACACGCCCGCUGUUACACCGCCUCCCGUUAAAUACAAGCCCCAGGGAACCACUGAUCUGUUCUCUGGAGACAAGAGUGGGCCGCCCCCAGAUCCAGAAUCGUUACUAGAGAUCAACCAGAAGCUGAGGCAAGAGUUGCUGACCUUAGAUGGAGAGAUAGAGUACAUGAAAUAUGUGAAUAAAGCAAAGAAUAAUAUACCGACGACAAAAGUCAAAGGGAAACGGAGGUAGUACAAGAGCAUCCUCAUUUGCUGAAAUGCAAUGCAGUUAUAGUUCAGCUCAAGAUAUCAUCACCAAUGCUUCCUAACACUCUAUGACGACAAAGGUCAAAGGGAAACAGAGGUAUACAAGAACAUCCUCAUAUGCAGUUAUAGUACAGCUUAAGAUAUCAUCACCAAUGCUUCCUAACACUCUAUGACGACAAAGGUCAAAGGGAAACAGAGGUAUACAAGAACAUCCUCAUAUGCAGUAAUAGUACAGCUCAAGAUAUCAUCACCAAUGCUUCCUAACACUCUAUGACGACAAAGGUCAAAGGGAAACAGAGGUAUACAAGAACAUCGUCAUAUGCAGUAAUAGUACAGCUUGUGAUAUCAUGACCAAUGCUUCCUUGACACUCCAGGAAAGCUGUGGUGUACAGCUAUGAGGGAUGACGCUGGCUUAUGAUCGAGCUUGUCUGAGAUGUUGGGAGCUCUUGAUAGCUUACUGAAUAAAGGCACUGAUGACCAGGUGCAGGUUUGAAAAGUCUUUGAACGAGCAGCUAAGAGGGCAACAAUUUGCAAAAUGUGUUGGACAAGGUCAGGCAUUUUCUCCUUGGUAAAGGGCACCCUAUGAGGAAAUUUGAAAUUUCUAUUGGAGCAUUUCAAGGGCACCAAUGCGAAGACCAGGGGACAUGGAGGCAAUCGCCUUUGUUGCCUCCGUGAUAGUUCAGGCUUGUGGAAGGUGGUAUUCUGAGCAGACUAACUGAAGUGCUAAUUCAGCAGCUCUACCUGAGCAGUUUUGAUGUCUAGCAUUCAAAGUCAUCGCCAAGCAGGCUAGGCCAGCAAACGGAGCCUUGAAGCAGACAUAGCAAUGUCCGACGCAAUAGACCGAUCCAUUAGGCUCUGCCCACGACACACAGGUGAGCAAGAACACGUGAGCCUCUCCAAUGCCUUUCUGCACAACUCUGCCACGCAAACCAAGCAUACGCUCUUGCAUGUCAGACUUUUUUUGUCCGACCUUCGUUGCGCUGUGAUUGGUCAAUACGGAAUGGGACGGAGCUUAAUGGAUCGGUCUAUUCGCCAAAGAACGUCGCUUGAAACAUCAGCUGAUGAAGUUUCACUGGACCCAACAUUGGGAUGUUUUCACUAAGUGCUUCCGAUCAAAGUAAAAUAUCAGGCGAACAGACCCAGAAGCUGUGAUCGUUUCAGUACAAAGACAACCUCUGUCACACUACGGUUCCAAAAGUCUUUGGAGAAGUUUGGAAGUAUGUCUUCACAGUCGAGACAAUAAAACAGAUUUUGGCUUAUUACUAAGCGGGUUUGCCAGUUUCUUGCUCUUCAUCAAGCAAAGCCAGUCAGCUCACUGUUCAACGAUCUGCUGAAUUUGUUGCCUUCUGUCAGGUGACAACACCUUUGUUCGUGGGUGUACGUGGUCUUAAUCUGAAGCCGAUAAGAUGUUUUUCUUGCAAUGAGUUCUACAUUAUAUGGAAAGGUUUGCGGUAACACCAUGUAAUGACUAUCUCUUAAUGAGUUGGAGUGGUUCUGAAAAGAACCGUUGGUAGAACCGUUGGUUUCAACUCGACACUUCGAUCAGUAUGCUCUGAUCAUUUUCUGGAUUCUACAUUGGUAUGAUUAAACUGUCAAGAUGAACCGACAGAAGAGAAUUUUAAAUUUGGCUAAAAGUUCACGCCAACAACAACCUGUGAACAACUGAUCAGAAAAACAACACUUUGCCCAGAGGUUUUGUUACCGAUACCAUGGUAUUAUUUUUUAUUUUUUACUUCUUGUACAUAAUUAAUUUUCUGUUCAUAAUUUUGUGUGCAAUAUGGUUUCACUUCUCAAUACCCCCGACUUCCAAUUCGCCAAUGAAUUAUUGUUAAAAUAUUCAUAAAAAGUGCUUCCUUUCUGAAAACAAAUAAUAAUUGGAAAUUUUUUGUUCACAUCGGUUCUUCCUCGGACAAGAACAAAAAAACGGAUAAAAGUUGGGCACAUAAUUAUUAUUUCAUUAAUAGGACUCUAAAUACUACCCGCAUAAAGUAUUUCAGUUUCACAUCUGUUUGGUUCCUUAAUGGGUGUUGGUUCGAAUCCUGUUGUGACUUUAAAAAAAAAUAUUACAAAAUUUGACAAGAGACUUACCUCACAUCACCAGUGUGGGCUCUAAAUCCCAAUUCAGUCUACCAAGGGUGAGCGAUUCAACCAAGUUAUUCAAGAGGCGCUUUGAUACUAAACUUGAAAGUGUCUAAUAAAAUAUGCCAGUCAAUAUUAAUAUUAUUUAUUGAAGAAAAGGAAUUCAUAAACUGAAAGUUUAAACUGUUAAUUUGUAGGGGCAAAUUCCUUGUACUAUAAGAUAAUUAGAUUUUCCUUUAAACAAUGUACAUUGUAUUGUAAAUUAAAAAAUGCCUUAUUGUUAAAACAAAACUUCUUAAAGCGUAAUUUUUUUAAACCUUGUAAAUAGGUCAAACAAGUUGUAUAUAGAGGUGUUUUUCUCUCUUAUAAUGUGACUAUAUUCAAAGAGAGUUUGAAAUAUUAUUAUUUAUUUUGGGUCAUUAUGAAUUGAAGUUUGCCAUUGACAGAGCAUCACAUUUUUUAUUACAGGAGCGAUUCCUGGAAGAUUCCUGGAAAAACAUAAACAAUCCCCAACUGAAA